Molecule: messenger RNA, 5898 nt
Organism: Fukomys damarensis (Damara mole-rat)
Lineage: Eukaryota; Metazoa; Chordata; Mammalia; Rodentia; Bathyergidae
Gene: Igfbp5
Product: insulin like growth factor binding protein 5
Exons: 4
Coding region: 760-1575 (271 amino acids)
Biological process (GO): regulation of insulin-like growth factor receptor signaling pathway
Cellular component (GO): extracellular region
Molecular function (GO): fibronectin binding; insulin-like growth factor I binding; insulin-like growth factor II binding
Source: RefSeq, a predicted model, not a curated record
ACUUCUGCCGAGGGGAAAAGAGCUAGGAAAGAGCUGCAAAGCCCUGUGGGCUUUUUCCUUCUUUUGCUCCUUUUGAUUACUCCCUCCUCCGUUUGCACCCUUCUCCGGACUUCACGCGAAUUUCGAAGAGGUGGUGGCAGAGUGGGAGAAAAAGAGGAGUUAGGGUUUGGGGUGUGGGGGGGCUUUUCUUUUUCUUUUUUUUUUUUUAAAUUUUUUAUUUCUCAAUUUCAACAUUUUCUCCCACCUCUCGGCUGUAGUCAAAGCCUCUUACCUGGUCUGCGGCAGCCUUGCGCCGCUGGCAGCCGAGGGUUAGAAAGAAGCGGGGUGUCUUAGAUUUAGGCAAAAUUUUUUAAGACAAACCCAUUUUUCUCCCCACCCCACCCGCCACCCCCUUUUCUUACAGCCUCCGAGCUCAUUAUUUCGGUGGUUGCUUUGGGGUGAACAGUUUUGUGACGUCUUCCUCUUGCAAUUCUGACCAGAUCCCUUUGGGGGGGUUCUCCGGCCUCUGCUUACUCCGCGUGCACCUGGCGCUCCUCUUUUUUCCCCAACCUGUUGCAAGUCUUGAAUCCUUGCAAUAGGGACUUGCUUUCAGGCCCCUGAAACCUCCUCUCCUUGCAUUUUUCAAGUGUCUGGGGGGAGGGCACCUGUUCUACCUGCCGGAGAUUUAAGAAAAAAAAUCUCCAGGCGCCCUCUCCGCUCGUUUCUUCCCGCACUCUCGCUGUCCUGCCCCGCCCCGAGGUAAAAGGAGACUCGGAGAAGAUGGUGCUCACCACGGUCCUCCUGCUGCUGGCCGCCUAUGCGGGGCCGGCCCAGGGCCUGGGUUCCUUAGUGCACUGCGAGCCCUGCGACGAGAAGGCUCUCUCCAUGUGUCCCCCCAGCCCUCUGGGCUGUGAGCUGGUCAAGGAACCGGGCUGCGGCUGCUGCAUGACUUGCGCUCUGGCGGAGGGGCAGACAUGCGGCGUCUACACAGAGCGCUGCGCCCUGGGGUUGCGCUGCCUCCCACGGCAGGGCGAGGAGAAGCCACUGCACGCCCUGCUGCACGGCCGCGGGGUUUGCCUCAACGAAAAGAACUACCGCGAGCAAGCCAAGAUCGAGAGAGACUCCAGUGAGCAUGAGGAGCCGACUACCUCUGAGGUGACCGAGGAGACCUACUCCCCCAAGAUCUUCCGACCCAAGCACACUCGCAUCUCCGAGCUGAAGGCUGAGGCUGUGAAGAAGGACCGCAGGAAGAAGAUGACCCAAUCCAAGUUUGUGGGGGGAGCCGAGAACACUGCCCACCCUCGGGUCACUUCUACAUCGGAGAUGAGACAGGAAUCUGAGCAGGGCCCCUGCCGCAGACACAUGGAAGCUUCCCUGCAGGAGCUCAAGGCCAGCCCACGCAUGGUGCCCCGUGCCGUGUACCUGCCCAACUGUGACCGCAAAGGAUUCUAUAAGAGAAAGCAGUGCAAGCCUUCCCGUGGCCGCAAACGUGGCAUCUGCUGGUGUGUGGACAAGUAUGGGAUGAAGCUGCCAGGCAUGGAGUACGUCGACGGGGAUUUUCAGUGCCACACCUUCGACAGCAGCAACAUUGAGUGAUGCGUCCCCUUCCCCCGUCCUUUCCCCCCAACUCCCACCCCCAAUUCCAGCCAUCGCCUCCCUCUACCCCAGGACGCCACUCAUUUCAUCUCAUUUAAGGGAAAAUAUAUAUGAUAUAUAUUUGAGGAAACUGAGGACCUCGGAAUCUCUAGCAAGGGUUCAACUUUGAAAAUGACAACAACAGAGGGGCAGACAGAUAAGGAGACACCCCUCCUCCCCUUGAAAGUGUUUUUUUGUUUUUUGUUUUUUUUUUUUUGAGGCAAGUUGAAUGAACAGAGACAAGAAAAGAUGAACAGCAGGAGGGAGAGAAGGGAAGAAAGUGUGUAGAAGAGAGGGAACAAUAGACAGGGUUACAAAAUGGAAGAGAGGAGUGUGGACGAGAAGGAAAGGCCACAGGACCAGGCCUGGGUCUGCCAUUGGAGUCCAGCCCUGGCCUAGGCCAGCGAGAGGUUGGGGUCCUAGGCCUGAGAUGUGGUGUUUGAUGACACCCUUGGGUUUUCUUCGUUUGGAUUGGUCAAGAGGAGAAAGGAAGAGAUAAGAUGUGUCAGUGCCUCUCUCUUGGGUCUGGCUCUUCUUCCCAUCACAGAAUGGACAGCUUGACCCCUACCCUUUCUCCCCUUACCCCAGUAGGCUUAUUUCUCCCUCAGAGUUAUGAAGACUAAAAUGCAUUCCAUUCCUCUGAAAAUAAGGUAAAUUCAUAAUCGAGUGAAAUUAGGUAGGUUUUCCCAAGAAGACCCAUAAAUAUUGAACAUAUAUGCACAUUUCACUCCUUUUGCAUAUUCUUAGACAUUAACACACCCCCAUAUUAGAAGCCCCCAUGUUCUUCCCGGUGACCUGAAGCAUUACUUUAGCCCCUCAUAUCAUUCAACUUCCAAUGAGUGCAGCAGCCAUUGUGGAAGAGGAUAGGCUGAAAAAAACAAACAAACAAGAAAAGGGGACUUGUAUCUUUCUACAAGUCUCCCUACAUAGGCAUAUAAAUCUUUUCUUUCUGUCUGUCUUCUUUCUUCCUUGCUCUCUUUCAAAAGUUUGCAUUACCUCUUCAAAGUAGUUCCUAUGGGGGCACGGAGGAGCUUCCUCAUUCUGGGAAAACCCAUAUUCUCUACUAGAACUCAUAACACAAGCUCUGCCUGCCUCUAGUCCAGGCCUUCCCAUGAGUUGACUCAGCUCUUGUGGGCACAGUGAUGGAUUUUUAAUAAUUUCCCAUGUGCAUUCACAUAUGCCCACCAAGCUGGGUGUUCUGCCAGCACUUGGCGGUAUGUGCACCGCUCUGCCUAGUCUAUCCCAUUUCCUCAAACCCUCAGAAAGUAACCGCUGCUGGGUACUACACCAUUCGAGCCCAACAGGUCCAAGUUUGACCCACUGGUCCUGCCCCAGCCUGUUGGCUUUCAUCUGGACAGCCCUGCAUUUUGCAGAGCAGGAGAGAGUCUGACGUGAGAGAUGGCAAAGAGGGAGAUGGUGGGGAAAAGGUUUCAAAAAAGGAAAUCAGUCGAUGGAGUGGCAGGACGGAGGGCCAGAGGAACAGAAAAGCAACAGAGAGAAGGGAAAGCCAAUAGAACUUUCCUUAGCUUCCCUCUUCUAUAAACCCUCUGGGAUUCAAGAGGAAGGAAAGCGGAAAAUGGGGAACUGGUUGUAAGAUAGAACAGAGCUCAACCCAGGCCACAGAGCCAGGGAAUGUGAAAAUUUUUAGGUGGAUUCUAGACUUGAGGUGCUGGGUGGGAACAAGAAGCAGUAGACUGCCAUUCAUUCAAAGGGAGAAGAUGAUGUGCUCACCUUCAGCCCACUGUGAAGGGCUGAAGCCAAAGGGUCUUUCAAGUUCUUCAUCCAUUCUGGCCAGUCCAUGCUUCCUCCCUGGGGUGGAGGAGGGAGGAAGGCCCAGGAUAACCCAGGAACAGAUGAUUUCAAGAAUGCUGUCACUUGGCAGCCAGAGUCUGAUCCAAAAAAUAUCCCACUCUCUGCUGACUUCCUCAACCCAGGGCUGACCUUAGGAUUGCCCUCUAAGACUGAAGAUAGCCUGCCGGGAAAGGGGACUUGGACACAGGGCAAGGACACCCUUUCUUGCUGUGGACAUACCUCUUUCCACUCUUUCUUGAUGGCAUGAUACAGUGGAGACCAACUCCAACACCAAACUUGGGGCCACGAAGAGGGACAGCAAAACAGCAAAUGUACUUCAAGGAAUGGAAACGCAUUGCUAUGACACCCGGGAGUGUCACCUUCUGCCCCAGACAUCUAUGGCUGUACAGUUGGCUGGGGAUGGGAGAGGUGGUUGAUCUUCAUGAGACAAAGGUCCUGAUGGUGAUGAAGCAGGAAGGACUCACUGGACCUGUGGGCCAGUGCUAUCCAGCUCUGCACAAAUGUUCCCAAGCCCCCAACUCACACUUCUCUGUGUCUUAGGCCAGUAUCCUAAAUCUUCCUUCUGCUACUCUUCUUUUGCAUCUUGAGCAGUCAUCUAACUGGGAGCUGCCAAGUGGAUGCUGGGGUGCCAUUCCCCUAAGAAAAGACUGAGCCAGGAACUGCCUACCCUCCACUCCUCCAGGCCUGGACCUGAUCCCUAAGAAGGGCUCUCUCUUUCCCCCCACUGUUUGCUGGACCUUGACCUGGCCUCAGCACUUACAUGGGGCUCUUUGCUGUCAGCCACAGGUGGAAGAUGGUGGUCUGGUUCAACCUGCUGCCAGACUCUUCAGGCUUCCCAAGUUCAUGUCUACUAACCCAAAGUUGUGCAUCGCUCCGUUUGCAGAAGGUGUAUCUUGGCAGCUGGCCUCUCCCAGAGAAAACUGGACCUUUUUUGACAGAUGGGACUAAACCUCCCAAAUGAGAGGUCUGACUGAGCCCAGGAUAGGGAGACAGUGGGAGGGGAAUUGUGGAAAGAAUAGAAGCCAUCUUCCCCUUGGCAGCAGGGAGAGAAAGUGGGCUUGCAAUGGUGUGAGCAUUGCAGUGGUGUGAAGUCAUGAGUGGGGAACUUAUUGGCUCCAGUUGGGCCUUUGGCCAACUUUCAGCUCUUCUAGAGGCCUCAGACUGAGGGCAUCUACAGCUGUACCUGCCCCUACCCCUACCCCCAUGGGAGGUCUCCCCUCACCCCUUUUGACUUAUGCCUCACUCUGCAGUAGAAAAGAUACCUCUGUCUUCCCCGACUACUGCCAGGUAAUGGAGGGAGGCCCAGCUAGGACUGAUCCUCCUCCCCCAGCACCCCCUGACCUGCCAGUCAAAUCAGGGCACCUGGAAGGGAGAGAUUCACAUGUUUCUCUGACAGCCAGGCCUAGACAAACAGGCCUGGGGACAUCAGCCCCAUAUGAGAGAGGAAGGGAGGCCUGGGAGGCCUCUGUGGUCACCUCUCUUCUCCCCUCGCCCCCUCUUCUUAUCACCUCUGUCUCCAUGGUAACCCUGUGGGCUACCCUCCUCCUACCACCAGGUCUUCUGCAACACAGGGGCUGCCAUGGCAACUGCCAUGCUCCUCCCUGUGGUGAGGCCACACCCCCUCUCCAUCUAUCAACUCAGAACCCAAGAGGGCUCCAGUUCCAAAUGUGGUCUUGAGAGGGGAGUGGGCCGGAGAGAACAGACCCUUUAGUCUCAGAGAGGAACCUCUGAGUUCUGAGAGAAAGGAGGCUGUUUUGAGACAAGGAAAUGAAAAGGAUUUCAUCAACCAGCAACCUGAGUGUUGUACUGUCUUUAUUUUUAAAACCACUAAAGUGCAAGAAUUAGUUUGCACCAUUUCUCCACUUGUUUCUUGUUUUUUUUCUUUAGGUUAUACUUCCUUUUUUAAAACAUACUUUCUUGGUUUUCUAAUGGAGUAUAUAGUUUAGCCAUUUCACAGACUCUGGCCUCUUUUCCUUAAAUCCUUCCGGAUGGGGAAAGGGAAGGUGGGAGGGACAGAGGGGAAGGGGACUCCAGCCACCCCGCUCCCGUUUACCCUACUUCUCUGCUCCCUGGUCACCAGCCUCAGCCCUAUCUCCAGCACCCACCACCGUCUCACAGUAGCCCACAUGGAUAGCACAGUUGUCAGACAAGAUUCCUUCAGAUUCCGAGUUGCCUACUGAUUGUUUUUGGUUUUGUUUUUUUUUAAGACAGCAAUAACCACCUCACAUAUUACUGUAGUUCUUUAUUAGUGUUACAUACGGGCACACCAUAGCUCUCUGUUCUCUCCUCUUUUUUUUGUUUUCAACUAAAAAAAAUAAAUGCUCAUCUUUACUGGUGAAAAGGAUGGAAAAAUAAACCAACAAACAAAGCAAUUUGUGAAAAAAAAAAAAGCGGGAAAAAAUCACCUGAAUGCGGAAGAGCUCUGCUCCUGUUUAGUAUUUUGUACUUAAGAAAAUAAAAAUAAAAAAAAAA